This is a messenger RNA of Funneliformis caledonium, 543 nucleotides long. Lineage: Eukaryota; Fungi; Glomeromycota; Glomeromycetes; Glomerales; Glomeraceae. The record is from the annotation of a GenBank genome assembly.
AUGACUCAGGAACGAAUUAACAGCAAUAAUAAUACUUAUGCGUUCGUGUUAGAGGAUCCCUCAAAGCCAAGAAAAUAUCAACUAAACUUUCAUCUCGAUCAUCAUCAGUAUAAAGAACCUACGCAUAUACAAUCCACAAUGGAACAACAAACUUUAGCGCCUCAUCUUCCUCAUAACCCUCAACAUCAUUCGCUUCAUCAUAUCGAUCGCAAUCCGCUUCCUUCACGACAACCUCCGCAGAUUACGUUACCUCCUAUAAGAGAAUUGCUUCAUCAAUCACCUCCUCCUAUACCUCAACAACAACCUCCUCCUCCAUUACCAUUACCUCCAUCACAACAGCAACAACCACCAUCACGAAUGAUUCCGUUACAGCAACAGCAACAACCGCAAUAUUUACAGAAUAUUCAUUCUCAACUUAAAUCGGAUGUUCAAAGACCUCUUUUGCCACCGCUUGAAACCACUCAAAAUUAUCAAUCGAUAUUUAAUUCUACAGAUCAAUUCAUUUCCAUCUUAUCCAACUCAACGAUAUUUUGUAAAUCAUAA